AUGUUGGAAAGUCCUGAGCAUAGGAGAACACCUCAAAAUCCUGCUGUUGGUGGUGGUGUACCUUUUAUUCUUCCUUUCCCUAUUCCACCCCCUGUUGCUCCUCUUCAAAUUCCUCAAGGUCCUGUAGGUGAUGAUCCAUUUGUUGAGGUUCUAUAUAAUGGUCAAAUUCUUCACCUUACUCCUGGGAUGGCUGCACAAGUGGGUAAUUUGCAAAAUCAGGCUCAUGCUGCCCCCCUUGCUGCCCCUCCACCUCUAUUUCCACCUGCUGCUAUGGUAGAUGAGGUGUGGAUGCAUAGUCGAGCUCUUUACACUCCCCCACCUAUUCCUACUGGACUCCUACUGGAAUCCCGGACUCCUACUGGAAUCCCGGACUCCUACUGGAUUCUACUAGGACUCCAGCCAAUUUCAUAUCGCCUGAACACCAUACAAAUUUUGCAUCUCAGUCCUACUGGAGUCCUAGUAGAUUCCUACUGGAAUGAUCCCAAAUCACAAGGAAUUAAGGAUUCCUAA
Molecule: messenger RNA, 510 nt
Organism: Laccaria bicolor S238N-H82
Lineage: Eukaryota; Fungi; Basidiomycota; Agaricomycetes; Agaricales; Hydnangiaceae
Exons: 3
Coding region: 1-510 (169 amino acids)
Source: RefSeq, a predicted model, not a curated record